This is a messenger RNA of Entrophospora candida, 1898 nucleotides long. NCBI's taxonomy places the organism in Eukaryota, Fungi, Glomeromycota, Glomeromycetes, Entrophosporales, Entrophosporaceae. The record is from the annotation of a GenBank genome assembly.
GAAGUAAAAUCAUGACAUUCAAUAAAAAUGAUAUCAAUACAAUCAAAAAAGCAAAGGAAUAUCCUGACUAUCAUGGUGGUGAACUCACUCAACCAGAAAAAGAAAUCUUUAAUAGUUCUCUUUUAACUCCUAAUGGUAUUUUGGAUGUUUCUCUUCUCCAAGAUACCGCUGAAUUAUUAAAUAAUUGUAAAAAAGCAGAGGCUAAUUUAGUUACUGAAAAAACUUCUGAAACAGGAUUGUCUACUAAUGGUAAUGCUUUACUUGUUGCUUUAAUGGAGCAAAGAAGAAAUAAUUCCAUUGCUUACCAAUUAGUUAAUGAAAAGGAUGAAAAUGAGGAAAGAAGAGUUGAUAAAAUGGUAAAAGAAUACCAAACUGUCUUAUUUAGAAAAAACAAUAAAACUUUGGAUUUAAAAUUAAAGGAAGCAUUAAUCACUUUUGCAAAAGUAUCAGAAGAAGAAGAAAAAGUUGCAAAAGAGAUUACUGAGUUAGAAAAAAAAUAUAAUCCUCAAGUUCUUCAAGAACAAACUGAUUUAGAAAAUAAGAUUGAUAUCCUUACUAAUAAAGAAGGUGCAAAAAUACUUUGUAGAUCUGAUAUAGCAGCUUCAGCUACUUCCUAUGGUUCAGUGAUCGAAACUGGCUAUAAUGGUAAUGGUAAACCUUAUACUCAUCCGAUUUAUUUAACUAAUGAUUUACCAGGACAAAUUUUUACUCUUCUUAAAGACCUAGACAAAGAUAAACUUUUUGCAUAUAUUGAUUCUUCUGAUUCGGAUGUAAUCAUUAAGACAAAGGAUUAUGUUUUGGAGAGUGGAAGUGCAAGUACACUUCACGUUCCUUUCCCUUUUGAAGAGAAACAUUUAACUUGGGCGAAUGUGUUAAGUAAAGAUGGUAUUAAUUAUGAAAAGAUUCGGGAAAUAACUGUUUAUGAAAAGAAAAUGGUUAUAAGAAAUACUUUUGCAAAGUUUAGAAAUGAUGCCAAAGUUCUAAGUUUCCAACAACUAGAAGCUAGAAAAUCUGAUUUUGUUUCUUCUAUAGGUCUAGAAAGUAUUCAUGCGGAAUUAGGAAAAAAAAGGAGUGAAUUAACUAAAAUUAGUCUUCAAAAAGCUGAUAAAAAACAAAAACUGAUCCAAAUCCAAAAUCAAAUUAAGGAUUUUGAAACUAAUCAAAUUAAUCACUUACGAACUCAACUUAAAAAUUUAGGAGAUAAAUUAACUAAUCCGAGUGAUGAAAAUAUUAUCACUUAUCAAGAAACGAUUGCAAUUAGAACUUUGAUUUACUUCUUAACUGAUUUAGAAAAGGAGGGCAAACUAGAAACACUCCUUACAACUACUGAAAAAGGAUAUCUCACUAAAGUAGAACACGAGUUAGAUAAUGCUCAACAAACCAUUGGUCUUAGUCCAGAAGAAGAAGCAGAAUUAUUGGCGAUUACUAAUUACUUAACUAAUCCAGAAUUAAGAAGUGAAAAUCUUCAUGAAUUAGAACUAAAAAAGAUUGCUGACAUUUUGCUCAAUUUAGAAGAUAAAACUACUUUUUUCAAUGAACUGAAGGAAUAUUUGAAAGAUAAGCAAGGAGUGCCAAUUUUCCCUGCUGACACUGCAGAUGAUUACCAAAAAACAGAUUAUUUCUUUACUUUACCUCCUCAACAUGUCAUUACUUUCUCCACAACUUAUCACAUUAAACAUGAUAGUGUUAAGAAAAAAGAAAUUGAAACUGAGAUGAAAGCUGAUCGGAAUCCAGCAGAUAAAACUAAAAGUUUAGAUUGGAACAUUUAUGGAGAUGGAACUAGUCCAACUGAAGCAGGAACUAAAAAAUACUAUUUCAAAAAACUCGCAGGAAUUAACCAUAGUUAUGCUAAACAAAAAGCUACUGAAAGCCAACCUACUUCCAAAGAAGGCUUUUGA